Closterium sp. NIES-65 is the source of this 4284-nucleotide messenger RNA. NCBI's taxonomy places the organism in Eukaryota, Viridiplantae, Streptophyta, Zygnematophyceae, Desmidiales, Closteriaceae. The record is from the annotation of a GenBank genome assembly.
AUGGCUAGCCCUAGAGUUCUCUCGUUCGAUGCUGAGGGCCACCCGGUUAAGUUUGAGUCCUGGCUAGAUGAUCUGCACCUGUUCCUCCAACUCACUGCCAGAGAGGAUAUCUCGCUGUACGAUCACGCACUAGGCACAGUCCCUGCUCCUGCUGCUACUGACACCGCUACUGCUCACUCGCAGUGGCAGACUCGCGAUGCUCACGCCCGCUUUGCUAUUCGCAACUCCCUGCCAGUCGAUGAGCGCGAGCACUUUGGUCAGCAUCAGACUGCACAGGCCCUGUACACUGCGGUAGUUGCGCGCUACUCCUCCCCGGCCUUAGCUGCACUAGGCCGUCUCUCGCUUCCCUACCUGUUCCCGGACCUGUCCGCCUUCCACACAGUCGCUGACCUCAUCACUCACCUCCGUACUAGUGAUGCCCGCUUCCGUGCAGCCAUGCCCGCUGAGUUUCUUGCCUCCAACCCUCCCCCGCUCUGGCUCACUCUCUACCACCUAGUCACCCGCCUCCCUGACAGUCUGCGUACAGGGUGUUCCCCCUCCCCCCUGCUCCCCUCUGUCGCCUCUGCUGCUGCUGUCGACCUUCUUGGUACUGAGCAGGUCGGCUCUGCGUCCGCUCCCAGCGGGCGCCGCAGCGGCAAGGGCAGGAGAGGCAAGGGCGGUGGGGGUGACGGCGGGGGAGGCGGUGGUGGGGGUGGUGGCAGCGGUGGAGGCGGUGGCGGGGCUGGAGGGGCUAGUGGCAGCGGUGGGGGUGGUGGAGGCAGCGGCGGCGGCAGUGGCCGGGGUGGGGGCGGUGGUGGUGGCGGCAGUGGACGUGGCGGCGGCAGGGGCGGUGGUGGUCGUGGCGACGGAGGCAGUGGUGGUCGUGGAGGCUCUGGCACUGGCCAGAGUACGCAGCACCCUCAGUCCUCCCAGGAGCUUCGUGAGUGGUACUUCCAGCACGGGGGUGGGGGGGUUAGCCUUAGCUGCACUUACGUCAUCCGCACUGGUCGUCGUGCGGGACAGACGUGCGGGAGGGCGCACACUGCGCAGCGCUGCUUCUCACGCCUAGAUGAUGCUUGGCGUACUCAGUUUCCUGACGCUCCUGAGCUCCCUCAGUGGGCUGAUCUCCUCAAGAAGGAUAUCGAUAUUUAUGCUCUUGAUUUUGAUGUUAUUCUCAAAGCCAUGUAUGCAUUGACUAUUAGUGGAGAGGAGGACCAGUACCUGUGUGUUCUGCCUGACCCAGGCAUCCGCACGAGUGAGGCUGCCGCACUAGGUGCUUGCGUGUCUGCUGCCCCAGGUGCUGGUGAGGCUACUGCUCUAGGUGCUUGUGCGUCCGUCACCCCAGGUACUACUGAGUCCACUGAGGCACUGCACACCUUCACUCUAGACUCAGGCGCUUCGCGCUGUUUCUUUCGUGACCGCACUGCUCUUGAGCCCCUUGCUCGACCAGUCGCUGUCUCGCUCGCUGACCCCUCUGGGGGUCCGGAUGGGGGUGUUCACCAGUUCACCCCUGCCUACGAGCGCGUGACACACUGCACGUGUGCUCGGACGGGCCGUCACCUGGCUACCUUCACUCGGCAGCCGGGGUCGGACCUGUACACACUGACCACUGAGUCCCCUCAGGUAGCUGCGUCUGCGUCUGCGUCAGGUCAGCUGUCUGCCCCCUGCUCGUGUCGCUCUCUAGCGCACAAGACUGUCCUCUGGCACCACCGACUUGGUCACCCGUCAGUGCAGCGCCUUCGGGGCAUGCACGCCCGGUACCUUGUCUCUGGUCUUCCUCUGGUACUCCCUCCCCUCCCACCCUCCCUUGCUCCUCCUUGUCUUCCCUGUGUCGAGGGGCGGCAGCGCGCUGCCCCUCACUCCUCCUCGUUCCCCCCGACGACUGCUCCUUUGCAGACGCUCCACAUGGACGUGUGGGGCCCAGCCCGCGUCCGUGGUCAGGGCCAGGAGAGGUACUUCUUGAUCGUCGUUGACGACUACUCGCGCUACACCACGGUCUUCCCCUUGCGCACCAAGGGUGAAGUCCCUGAUGUCCUGAUCCCUUGGAUCAGCCGAGCACGUCUUCAGCUGCGAGAGCGUUUUCGCUCGGAGUUUCCUGUCCUGCGCUUGCACUCUGACAGAGGUGGCGAGUUCUCCUCCGACCUCUUCGCAGCCUACUGUCCUGAGCACGGCAUUCGCCAGUCGUUCACGCUUCCGGCCUCUCCACAGCAGAAUGGGGUUGCUGAGCGCCGCAUUGGCUUGGUCAUGGAGGUCGCUCGUACCUCCUUAGUCCACGCGGCUGCCCCCCACUUUCUAUGGCCGUUUGCGGUCCGGUACGCUGCGCAUCAGCUCAACCUCUGGCCCCGUGUCUCCUUGCCGGAGACUUCGCCCAAACUGCUGUGGACGGGGGAGGUUGGCGAUGCGUCGCGCUUCCGUGUCUGGGGAUCCCGAGCUUUUGUUCGCGACACGUCUGCGGACAAGCUCUCCUCCCGCACUGCUCCUUGUGUCUUUCUUGGCUUUGUCCCGGAUGCGUCUGGCUGGCAGUUUUACCACCCCGCCUCGCACCGCGUCUUCCCCUCUCAGUACGUCACUUUUGACGAGUCCGUGCCCUUCUACCGCCUCUUCCCCUACCGCACUGCCCCGCUCCCUCCCCCGCCUCUCUUCCUCGCGCCAGGUGCUGCAGUGGUAGACCCCCUUCCCCCUCAGGGUGCCGCUCCCUCAGGUGUCUCUCAGGUAGACCCGGUUGAGCCUGCCGAGGUAGCUGUCGACUCGCGUCCUGCUAGAGGUGCUGAGCCUGAGCGUGCGGAGCCUGAGAGGGCGGAGCCUGGGGAUGCUGAGUCUGGGGGUGUUGAGACUGCGGGUGCUGAGCCUGGGGGUGCUGAGCCUGGGGGUGCUGACCUGGUGGUGUUACAGUUGACUGUGAGGCGCCUGGAGGACCUCCCUCUUCGCAGCAGCUCCGUGAGUGGUACUCACGGUACUGCAGCCUCCGGCGGGGUGCGUCUCGGGCUCGUGGGACUACUGGAGGUGGUACCCGUGUUUCCCCGCCACGGCGGGAAGCCGCCCUCUUCCCCACAGCUUCGGGAGUGGUACGCUCGACACAUCAGUCUCCGGAGUGGAGCUGCUGGUGCUGGGGUCCCCGGAGUUGACGCUGCUGCGGGUGCUGCUGACCCUGGUGCUAGAGGUGCUACUAGUACUGAGGACCCGGGCGUUGGAGCUGCUGCGGGUGCUGCGGACCCUGGUCCUGGAGGUGCUGCUGCUGCUGGAGGUGCUGCUGGUGCUGCUGGAGGUGCUGCUGCUGCUGCUAGAGUGGAGGACCCGGAGGGUGGAGCUUCUGCUGGUGCUGAGGACCCUGCCGUUGGUGUCUCUGCUGGUUCGGGAGUUGCUGCUCGGCCACGGCCGUACUUCGUUCCGCUCCUUCAGCAGGUUCUUGGUCAGCCUCCUCCUCCUUGUCCUCCUCUCGCCUUAGAGUGUCCGCCGUCAGUCCACCUCCGUCACGUCCUGUGUCACCUGCGUCUCGUCGAGCGUCGCCUGUUCGUGCUGCAGCCACUGGUAGUCGUGUCCCGCGUCAGCGUCCUCCUGCUGUCCCAGGCACUCACCAGAUGGCGCUUCGUCAGUCCACUGCUCCGCAGCGUGUCGCUCUCCCGUCGCCCUCCUGAGUCCUCUCUUCCUGCGCUUGCUGACCCAGAGUCAGACACCCUUCGCGCUGCCAGUCCUACUGUCACACGUCUUCUGGCUACGGUUGUCUCUGACCCUUCCUUUGAGUCCGCUGCUGCGUCUACCUUAGUCACUGAGCUUGUCGCCUUUGCAGCUGCGUGUCGUCUAGACUACGCUGCGAGUCUUGUUGCUGAGUUUGAGCUGUCUGUCCUCCGUCCGUCGGGGGGUGAGUGUGCUCUUGGCACGGACGUUCUUGAGGACAGGCAGGAGGAGUUUGGUUGCCUUGCCGCUGCUUUGCCCCAUCUCGUGUCCAUGCUUGUUGCCCCCGAGGGAGACCCGGAUGCACCAGACAUCCCGACCCCACGCUCUUACGCAGAGGCGAUGGCCGGUCCCUACUCCUCUCAGUGGCAGUCAGCCAUGGACACAGAGAUGGCUUCCUCGAAGUCCACAGGCACCUACGUCGACGAGGUUCCCCCACCUGGGGCGAACAUCGUCAGUGGCAUGUGGAUUUUCAGGGUGAAGCGGCCGCCAGGUUCUUCGCCUGUCUUCAAGGCGCGUUACGUUGCGCGAGGCUUCAGUCAGCGAGAGGCAGUUGACUUCUUCCAGACCUUCUCCCCCGACCCCGAAGAUGACCACUCUUCAGGUUCUGCUACACGUCGCCGCUCAGCGUGA